This is a messenger RNA of Aureobasidium melanogenum CBS 110374, 4698 nucleotides long. RefSeq lists its product as uncharacterized. The record is from RefSeq and is a predicted model, not a curated record. Gene Ontology annotation, biological process: microtubule cytoskeleton organization; dynein-driven meiotic oscillatory nuclear movement; establishment of mitochondrion localization. Lineage: Eukaryota; Fungi; Ascomycota; Dothideomycetes; Dothideales; Saccotheciaceae. Gene Ontology annotation, molecular function: tubulin binding; phospholipid binding. The coding region runs from base 1 to 4698 and encodes 1565 amino acids. The transcript has 3 exons. Gene Ontology annotation, cellular component: mitochondrion; cell cortex.
AUGGCCACGACCGCCAACCUGUCGUCAAAUGGUGACGACCCCUUCGUCAAUUCCAAUCCCACUCAACCGAGUCCCCACCGCUACGCUUCCUUUGACAACCAAGUCUUCUCCUUGUACAACUCGGGCUCGCCAGCUCAGGCGAAACGCGCCCUCGAGGCUCAUCUUAAGGACACGGAGCGACGCAUUCAAGAUGCCUCGAAGCUCGGUACCACCCUUUUGCAACAGCGCAAGGACUUGGCUGCCCGUCUGAAAGAAGUCGAGGACGGCGCAUCCGAGGACAUUACUCCUGAGCUGCAGAAAAAGUUGGAUCAGCUGGAAAAGGAUUACACCGAGAUUGGCAAAGAUACCGCUCGUGCCUUUCUACCGAAAUCGCGAAUCGUCUCAACAGACUUCAGCGUCGCUCCACCGAGUCCUGCUGUCUUCGUCUCUGAUUCCCGCCCUUCUCCAGUCAAGCGCAACCCUACCGAAGGCUCCAGACGUCAGCGUAAUCAGCCUACCAACCGCGUCCAUGACAUUGAAUUUGCUACCGAGAUCAGCACUUCUCUUCUCGCUCAGGUCAGACAAUUACAGGCCGUUCUGGCUGAGAAGGAGAAUGCGCUCAAGGAUGCAACCACGGAGAAAGAGCAGCUCGAGACAGACAUUGGCAAUCUGAUGCAGCGUUUGCGCAUGUUGGACGAGAGCGAACAGAAGUGCAAGGAUGAGAACUGGAAUCUCGAGACACAAAUGCAAGAGUUGACUGCACAGCUGAAGGAGGCGACCGACAAAGAACAGCGUCUGUCACAGCAGUUGAAAUUCGCUCAAGCUGAGAAGGACACUGCACAACGCGACUUGGAAGACCUCAAAGCUGCGCAUGGUAAACUCAGCGAUGACCAUGAAUCCGUCAAAAAGCACCACGAAGCCGAGCUUUUUACCUUGCGCCGUGACGUUACCAGCCAUCAGACAGCUCGCGAUGCGCUCCUCAAGAAAGUCGAAGAGCUGACUUCUCAAAACACUCAGCUGGCAAAGGCUGUAGCUGCGAGAUGGAACGCUGACAGCCAGCCUCAAGACACUCAGCGCUCUCUGGGCCGCGACAAUGGUGAUUCCGAGGUCGCGACCCCUGACGUCUCUCCACAGAAUUCACCGGUCAAGCCUACUCCUCGACACGGCAUGCUCGAGACCGAGACCCUCAAGUCGUCCCUGACGCACGCCCACCGUAUGAUCCAGAACUUGAAGAACAACAUCCAUCGUGAAAAGACUGAAAAAUUUGAGCUCAAACGACUUUUACAAGAUGCGAGGGAUGAGCUAGAGAACAAGCGUACCGAUGGUGGUAUCGGCCAGUCUGUCAGCAAGAAGCGUCGUUCUGAUGACAGUGGCAUCAAAUUCAACAAGGGCGCCCGCGCCGACAAGCUGGGAGCUUCUAGAGCCGCUAAGCACGAGAUCAUUAUGGACGAUGACGAAUGGGAAGAUCAGUCUUUGAUUGAAAGCCCGAGUCGUCCUGCUACUCGCAACAUCAGCUCGGGAAUUGUACCUUUCGGAAACUUCAACUUUGGCAGAACUGCCGGUGCCUUUGGAAAGCCCGAGAGCGCAGAAACUACAGAUGCAUUUGAGACUGCCGACGAGCGAGGCACAACCGACGCUUUCGAGACAGCCAACGAGGAUGAUGAUAAUACAAACACAGAGACCGAGGGCGCCUUCCAGACUGGUGCCGAGACCAUCGAUGGCGACAGCAGCGAUGACCUGACCGAGACCGAGUUCAGCCCUGUCAAGAACCAAGGCUCCUCAUCCCGACCUGUUUCCAGGCCCGGUCCGCACGCCACUAACAAAGCCGAGAACCGCCUCUCUUUCAUGUCGACCGCAUCUACCUCUGCCGACGAAUUUGAGAACAUCAAGACACCCAUUCAGGGUCAGCAGCCCAGAUACAAGCUACGUCUUAGCAAGGGUCGUCGCUCAACCAAUGGUUCUGCCCGCAAUAGCGCAGUCUUUGCUAGUGACGAUAGCCCUGCCAGCCAAGCCAGUCAGAGAACCCCUGUUCAAUUCGGUCAAAGUCUCAGUGCUGAGUUGGACGGGCUAAGCAACGAUAGUGAUAGCGGCGAAGAAACUUCGACUGACGCUGGUAUUGAGUCUGCUCCUGUGAGCCCCGAAACUGUCAAGAAGCCUACUCUCUCUGAAGCCCCCAUCAUCACAGAAGUUUCAAGGCCAAAGAUGGUCGAUUCUGCAAUGAUGACUGAACCUUGGGAACCAGAGUCUAAAUCCAUCGUUGGUGCUGCAGCUGGUGCUGUCGGUACUGCCAUCGCUGGUGUCGCUGGCUUCGCACUUGGUCAUUCGGCAUCGCAUGACGACGACGAGGCUCACGACAAGACAUCCCGGGCCAUCGCAGAAGAUGAUGCUCAAACCCCAUCUGUUGCGUCAUCCAACAUGCCUGGUGAAUUCAUCGAGAGCGAGCCUGCGUCGAAGUCCGCGACUCCCAAGCUGCUAGGGGAAGAGUUUGAGUCCAAGGCUAUUGCAACACCCGAGGCCAAGAAGGACUUUGCCGAUAUUGUUUCACAAGACCUCGCGCCUGUGACCCCUGUACAACCCAAGGCACAGCCCUUGAGCAUGGCAACAUUCUCAAGCACUCACACUGAGCCUGUCGCUGCAGAGCUUGCACCCAAAGAGCUUCCACAAUUCGCCAUGACAACGCUCGCAUCUUCUCAUACUGAGCCAGUGGCCGCUGUCGAACCUAUCAGGGAGGCUGAGAAGCUUUCCAUGUCGACCUUCUCUAGCCAUCACACUGAGCCUCUUGCUGUGGCUCCUAUUGUUAAAGAGCCUGAAAAGUUCUCCAUUUCGCAAUACUCGGCUACACAUACUGAGCCUAACAGCAUCCCAGGCACCGACGGUGUUCGUCCUGGUGCCGCCUUCCUUACUUCUGGGGCUCAGUUCCCUCCUCGUACUAGCAGCAGAGAUGGGACAUCGACUCAAGAGCCUCGGUUGUUUGGUGGAGCCAAGGGCAACAGCCAUGGAGAACCUACACUUGUCUUUGCCGAUGAAAAUGACUCAACACCUCACGUCGAGCAGGACAGCCACUUCAGACAGCCUUUCGCCGAGGUGUCCAAUAAUGUUGGCACUAGUCAGCGCAGCAUGUCGAACAAUGGUGAAAGACCUGCCAUGAAGCGCACCCCCACUUCUGAGAUGGGAACGCAGACAAUGGUAUCCUCUGAUGAGAUCGACAAGAUGAUGCGCCGCAAGACUCCGUUGACUAUUCCUGCUGUCAACAUUGAUGAAGGCACACCUCUUAGACCUGAGAGCCCCAGAAGAGCUUCAGAAACACCCUACGCGGCUGAAGGUGCCAACAUCAAAGCUCCCCGUCGUCCUGCCAGCUCCGGCAGCAUGCACAAAUCUUCUGCUGCUCAGCCUCCUCUUCCUCCGGACCACACACAACGUAUUGCAGCAGCUGCUGGAGCAAGGAACACGCAGUCUGCAAUGCCGCCGCCACCAAUCCCUACAGGCUCGCUCAACAAGCCUCCCCCAUCACUUCGCUCGCGCACGCCCAGCAUCAGCAAAUCUGUUCAGUCUGGACGAGGUACUGUUAACCGUGCUCUCGCACCGAUCCCCGCCGGUCGGCCAGACCCCAUGUCCCCUACAACUCGCGCCAGCUCCAUUUCAAGCUUCGUCUCUGAAGUCGAUGAGCGUAUUCAACCUAGUAGAGGUGUUCUGUACCCUGAAGACAUGUUGCCUGCGACUGAUCCUCGCAUGAUCCAAGCUAUCACUCAGACCAUGAUCGGAGAGUAUCUUUGGAAAUACACACGCAAGGCUGGUCGUUCUGAGAUUAGUGCCUCAAGACACAGAAGAUUCUUCUGGGUGCACCCCUACACCAGAACGCUCUACUGGAGUGAGCACGAUCCUUCCACACUUGGCAAGCAGCAGUCAAAGGCAAAGAGUGUUGCUAUCGAAGCCGUCCGAGUUAUCACAGAUGAUUACGCCUACCCACCAGGCUUGCAUAGGAAGAGCUUGGUGAUAGUAACCCCAGGUCGCGAGAUUGUGUUCACAGCUCCGACUGCACAAAGGCAUGAGACAUGGUUCAAUGCACUCUCCUACCUUUUGCUUCGCACCGGCACUGAGCGCGAGAACGAGGAGAUGACGCAGGAUAUGGUCGACGAAUUCAAUCCGACAAUGCGAAGCCAAAGUCGUAACACAGUUCGCACUCGUGUUAGUCUCAGCAGCUACAACAGUAGAACGACUCGCAACUCGUCACCGCAUCGUCCCCAUGCGUCUGAGGUACCAUCCCUUGCCAACCGCCAGUCCGCGGCUGCAUCUCAGCGAAGGGGCGCACAGACCCCUGGCUCGUCCGAUGGAUCUCAGGGACGUGCAGGUAUCAUGGGCGGCUUGUUCAAGAGCCCUGGCGGAAGUAUGCGUGGUAGUUUCUCUAGCAGGCGAAGCAAGAGUGCGAUGAGCACUCGUCGACCUCUUGAACCGACGAUAUAUGAUGCAAGUGUGGUUGAGGAUAGUACAGAGGACUUGGGCACAGUGCUCUCGGGACAUCACGAGCACAAUCACGAUAGGCUGGAGAAUGUGAGGGCGUGCUGUGAUGGCAAACAUGAUGUUGGCUCUUUAUCUAGGAGUACAGGACGACACGUCAUGGGCUCAUUGCGACACACUCACACUAAUGGUGCGGCUAUGAGCAACCAACAUCUGACCGCUGAGCCUCUGACUACUUCAAACCGACCGCGACGAGGAGAAUAG